Molecule: messenger RNA, 231 nt
Organism: Blastomyces dermatitidis ER-3
Lineage: Eukaryota; Fungi; Ascomycota; Eurotiomycetes; Onygenales; Ajellomycetaceae
Exons: 2
Coding region: 1-231 (76 amino acids)
Source: RefSeq, a predicted model, not a curated record
AUGGUAGCAGCAGUAGUACUCGGCCUUCUAGCAACCACUCCAUCGCCUGGCAAGCCCAGUCAAAAACCAACGCGACCCUGGUCGGUCAAAGCACAUGCAAACCAGGAUGGGAACCGAGCCCCGGUGGAGACGAGACGGAUGCUGAAGAACGUGCACGAUGGUGGAACGAAUAAUAAUAGAAGAGAAGUGGUGGAGAUCGAAUUGCGAGGGGGGUUGAAGAUUGAAGAUUGA